Rotaria sp. Silwood2 is the source of this 1131-nucleotide messenger RNA. The record is from the annotation of a GenBank genome assembly. Lineage: Eukaryota; Metazoa; Rotifera; Eurotatoria; Philodinida; Philodinidae.
AUGACUUCGAAACAAUCUAAUAGUGUGCGUAUUAUUCUAACUCCAAUAAAAAUAGUUCGUGAUUCAGCAACUGGUCAAUGGUCAACACCAAGAUCUAAAAAUGAUUCAAUACAAAAAGUUAAAUAUAAUCUACGUGUAAGAACACCAUCAACACCUGUAGUUUCAUUAUCAUCACCAAUUACAAAAAAAGAAACAAAUCAUACACCAAGACCAUUGACACGAGCAAGUCGUCAAAUUAGUUUUGAAAAAGAUAAAAAUGAAUAUGAACCAGAUCAAUCUUCUUCAAGUGAUGAUGACGAUGAUGAAGAUGAAGAUGAAGAUGAUGAUGAUGACGAUGAAGAUGAAAGUUUAUCAAGUGAUGAUGAGAAAAUUACAUCAACUAAUAACAAUAAUCGAAAAUCAACUUUAAUUAAUAAAGGAACACCAGCUACAAAAAAAACACGAAUACCAUUUUUGCCACGAAUGAAUACAAUGACAUUAUCGGAUUUACAAAAUGAUGAUGAUGGUACAAUAUCAAUUGAUAUUUCUAAUGAUGUAUUUGUUCAAGCUCGACAACGACUUUUACCAACAAAUUUACCUGAAGCACCACCAUGUCGUGAACAAGAAUCAAGUUCUAUUGCAGCAUUUAUUACAAAUAAACUUGAUGCACAAUCUGGCGGAGCAUUGUACAUAAGUGGUGUUCCCGGUGUUGGAAAAACGGCUAUUGUAAAUAAAGUGGUACGUGAAUUAAUGCUUCUUUCAAGUGAUUCUGAUUUACCACAAUUUAAAUAUAUUUUUCUAAAUGGAAUGAAAUUAAAUAAACCAGAAAAAAUCUAUAAUCAACUUCUACAAGCUAUUGAUGAUAAUGAAUUGAGUCGAAAACGUAGUUCUAAAAUGGCAUGUAAACUCUUAUCGAAAUAUUUUACAGAUCGCGUCAAUAAAAAAAGACAAGCAAUUGUUUUAUUACUUGAUGAAGUUGAUCAUUUAUAUACAAAAAAUCAAACAAUAUUAUAUAAUAUGUUAGAAUGGCCGCAACAACCUUAUUCAAAAUUAAUUGUUAUUGCAAUAGCUAAUACACUUGAUUUACCUGAAACAAUGUUUAAAAAGAAACUUCAAUCACGUUUAGUAGGUUUAUUUAUUAUUUUUAAAUAA